Messenger RNA from Erinaceus europaeus (western European hedgehog), 1292 nucleotides. Its product is annotated as glycine N-phenylacetyltransferase-like. Gene Ontology annotation, molecular function: glycine N-acyltransferase activity. Lineage: Eukaryota; Metazoa; Chordata; Mammalia; Eulipotyphla; Erinaceidae. Gene Ontology annotation, cellular component: mitochondrion. The coding region runs from base 307 to 1194 and encodes 295 amino acids. The transcript is spliced from 7 exons. The record is from RefSeq and is a predicted model, not a curated record.
ACCUGCUUCACUGCUUGUGAAGCAACCCCCCUGCAGGUGGGGAGCCAGGGGCUCAAACCAUGAUCCUUAUGCCCGUCCUUGCACUUUGCACCAGGUGUGCUUAACCCGCUGUGCUACUGCCCGACUCCACCAUGUAACAAGUAAAAGGAUUAUUUAAAGAAUAAAACUAAGGGCUGGGCAUUAGCUCACCUGUCAGGGUGCACAUGUGGCCAUGUAUGAAGACCAAGGUUCAAGUCCUCGGUCCCUACCCAACAGAGGAAUGUAUCAAGUGUUGCAACAGUGCAGCAGGCAAAGGUACUUGUGAAGAUGUUCCAUUUACAAAACCAGCAAGUACUGCAGAUUCUUGAGAAAUCCUUGAGGAAGUGCCUCCCUGAGUCCUUAAAGGUGUAUGGGACUGUCUUCCACAUGAACCAGAGAAACCCAUUCAAUCUGAAGGCCCUGGUGGAUAGGUGGCCUGAUUUUAACACAGUGUUGAUUUGCCCUCAGGAGCAGGAGAUGACAGAUGACUCUGAUCAUUACACCAACACCUAUCAAAUCUAUUCCAAGGAUCCCAAGAACUGUCAAGAAAUUCUCGACACAGCAGGUGUUAUCAAUUGGAAACAGCACUUACAGAUCCAAAGUUCGCAGACUACACUGGAUGAGGUGAUACAGAAUGUUGUAACGAAUAAGCUGGUGAAGGUGAAGCAAACAAAUGCCAUUCUCUACAUGAUGCCUACAUCAGCAAGGAGAUUGCUCCCUUCCCUAGCACAGGUGAAAAACUUACCUCUCAAAUCUGGCAGACCCAAAGCCAUUAAUGAAGAGAUGUUUAAACUCUCAACUCUGGAUGUGACGCAUGCCGCCUUGGUGAAUCAAUUCUGGCAUUUUGGCGGCAACCAGAGGAGCCAGAGAUUCAUCGAGCGCUGUAUCCAGGCCUUUCCAACCUUCUGCCUGCUGGGUCCUGAGGGGACCCCAGUGACCUGGUCCUUGAUGGACCAGACAGGCGAGAUACGGAUGGGAGCAACUGUGCCUCAGUACCGAGGCCAGGGUCUCGUCUCCUACAACCUUUAUGCCUUUAUCCAGACUCUGGACAAACUUGGUUUCCCUGUGUACAACCACACAGACAGAGGCAACAAAAUCAUACAGAAAAUGAGCCAGAAUCUCCAUCACAUCCCCCUGCCAUGUGACUGGAACCAGUGGCAUUGUGUGCCUCUGUGAAGCCAACAUUGUACAAUGGGCAGGGUUGGCUGAGCUGGUCCUGUGAUCAGAGAAGCAGAUGGAUGGACAAAGAGAAUAAAUUGUAAACUGCAACCUCA